This is a messenger RNA of Phragmites australis (common reed), 1636 nucleotides long. RefSeq names its product ADP-ribosylation factor GTPase-activating protein AGD12-like. Gene Ontology annotation, molecular function: phospholipid binding; GTPase activator activity. The coding region runs from base 332 to 1330 and encodes 332 amino acids. The transcript has 9 exons. The record is from RefSeq and is a predicted model, not a curated record. NCBI's taxonomy places the organism in Eukaryota, Viridiplantae, Streptophyta, Magnoliopsida, Poales, Poaceae.
GUUGUCCCUUCACGCCAUUCGUCCUCAUGUUAUAUAUCUCGGUUUGUAAUCCUGCCUGAUCUGGGCCGAUCUGUUCUGUCGGGCUUGAGAACACAUGACAUUUGCAUAUAUGGGUACGGUUGGGCGGUCAGGGUCAUUGGGAUAAUGGGGUGUCUGAGGCAAGACAUGAGUAGUGGUUCUUGUUCUGCCCUUCUACUCUUGUACAGCACAUGCCCUGCAGAGCUUUAGUGAUGAUGUUGCAUUGGAUCAAUGUGAGAGGAGCCAACCACACGUUCGUAUCAGGUCUUAGUAGUUUGUUUGGUAUUGAGUUAUCCAAGGUUGCACUGCAAAGAUGAGUACUGCUAAUCGCUAUCAACACAUCAAAUCAACCAAGCCUAUUCUAGGCAAAGCAAGAAAACUGAAGGAUCUCAUGUUAAAAAGCGAUAAUCGGAUAUGUGCUGAUUGUGGUGCACCUGAUCCCAAAUGGGCGUCUGCUAAUAUUGGAGUUUUCCUUUGCUUAAAAUGUGGAGAUGUUCAUAGGGCACUUGGACCUGACAUUUCAAAGGUUUUAUCUGUAACUUUGGAUGAUUGGUCUGAUAGUGAUAUCGACUCCAUGGUUGAAGUUGGUGGAAACUCGUAUGCAAAUUCAAUUUAUGAGGCUUUUCUUCCAAAGGAUCACCCAAAACCCAAACUGGAUUCAACGAUGGAAUAUAGGACCAAAUUUAUAAGAGCCAAGUAUGAGACACAAGAUUUUUUGAAGCCAAGUCUGCGGAUUUCCUCAAAAUCAUCUUUUAAAUCUACCACUUCUGUGAAGAGUGUGGCUAGCAGUUUCUUUAGCACUUCAAGGAAGGAUGUCCUUGAAGAUACAAGAGAAUUUGUUGGGGAGCUGAACAUUACAGUGGUGAAAGGUACUAACUUAGCCGUCAGAGACAUGCUAACAAGUGACCCAUAUGUUAUCUUAGCACUCGGAGAACAGAAAGCUCAGACAACAGUUAAAAAGAGUGACCUGAACCCUGUAUGGAAUGAGGUGCUUAAGCUAUCCGUUCCUCGAAAUUAUGGACCUCUAAAACUUCAAGUGUAUGACCACGAUACAUUCUCUGCGGACGAUAUAAUGGGUGAAGCGGAGAUAGAUCUCCAACCAAUGAUCACAGCUGCCAUGGCCUUUGGAGAUACUUCGCGUCUUGGUGACAUGCAGAUUGGAAGGUGGUUUAUGACCAAAGACAAUGCCCUGUUGAAAGAUAGUACUGUCAAUGUUUUUGGGGGCAAGGUAAAACAGGAAGUGCACCUAAAGCUGCAGAACGUAGAAUCAGGUGAGAUAGAGUUAGAACUGGAAUGGGUUUCUCUAGACUAAUGAUACCUCACCUGGUCUUUGUCUAAAAUCUACCCUCAAGAUGCAUCAAUUUUUUUUAACUUGAGCUGAAUGCCUUCAAAGCUAUCCACUUGCUGGAUAUGUCUUAGACAUUUUUGCUGGAUGGCCUGAAUUUGUAAAAAUGUCAUUGUAGAGUAUCCUGGUGUAAUUUCUUGGAUAUACUCACGUCCGAUUUUAUUUUCUAUUUAGUCCCUCGUUCUGAUACCAUGUAAGUACUCAUUGUCUCUCGAUCUGUUGUAUUGUCUCAUUGAAACGACUUGUGUAUUAUAAGAGACGACAAUUACAGCU